This is a messenger RNA of Capsella rubella, 1038 nucleotides long. RefSeq lists its product as uncharacterized. The record is from RefSeq and is a predicted model, not a curated record. Gene Ontology annotation, cellular component: cytosol. The coding region runs from base 80 to 958 and encodes 292 amino acids. Lineage: Eukaryota; Viridiplantae; Streptophyta; Magnoliopsida; Brassicales; Brassicaceae. The transcript is spliced from 5 exons.
CUUUGAUUUCAUAACGCUCGCCUUAAACCACUAAGCUCAAUCAAAUCUUGUGCAACAAAGCAAAAAAAAACACUUGAGAAUGGAUUCGUCUCAGGGGAUUCAAGAGCAGAGGAUUGUGAUUCCAAAUAGCCACAAUGAGAAGCUGGUUGGUCUGCUUCAUGAAACUGGUUCUAUAGAAAUUGUUGUCUUGUGUCAUGGCUUUAGAUCUAACAAGAACUUCGAAAUCAUGAAAAAUGUGGCUGUUGCUAUAGAGAAAGAAGGGAUUAGUGCAUUCCGUUUUGAUUUCUCAGGGAAUGGGUAUAUAUUUUUUCUCUUUCUUGAAUUCUCAUUGAUUUGUAUAAUUUGGUGUAUAUGUUUUGAUUUUUGGGGUUGUGGUGCUUUCAUUGUUGCAAGAGAGAGUGAAGGAAGUUUCUAUUAUGGUAACUACAAUUAUGAAGCUGAUGAUCUACAUUCUGUUAUCCAAUACUUCUCUAACAUAAACCGUGUGGUUACUAUAAUUCUCGGACACAGUAAAGGAGGUGAUGUUGUCCUUCUCUAUGCCUCCAAGUAUCACAAUAUCCCCAAUGUAAUUAAUCUCUCGGGACGUUAUGAUCUGAAGAAAGGCAUAGAAGAGCGUCUUGGGGAAGGUUUCCUCGAAAGAAUUAAGAAACAAGGAUACAUCGAUGUUAAAGAUGGUGAUUCUGGGUACCGUGUUACCGAAGAGAGUUUGAUGGACCGGUUAAACACUGAUAUGCAUGAAGCUUGCCUCAAGAUUGAAACAGAAUGCAGGGUCAUGACGGUUCAUGGAUCUGAUGACGAGACAGUACCCGUGGAAGAUGCCAAGGAGUUUGCUAAGAUCAUACCAAACCACAAGCUAGAAAUUGUGGAAGGAGCUGAUCAUUGUUAUACCAAAUAUCAAAGUCAAUUGGUUUCAACAGUUAUGGAGUUCAUAAAGACAGUCAUUGUAAACAACAACUAGUACUAGCUCUUUUGUUUCUUUGUUAAAUUUUCUUGAUACAUGCUUUUAUGGCAGCAAGUUGCAUAACAUAUUCUACAUAA